AUGCCCCCAAAAGCCAUCCCCGAAAAGGGUUUGGACGCGGCUCUUUAUGCCUUGGCUCGUGUCGCUGACGGUCUCGUCGACUGCCAUAGCCUAACGAAUCCAAGUGAAUCGUCGAACCUCUUCUCAAACCCAAGCUUCGAUACAAGCUGUCUCGAUAUAGGAUGGCGUCGCAAGAACCUGAACGCGUCGUGCCACCCAUGGGCGUACUUAUUUCCGUGGCGUGCGUUAGAACCUGGGGAAACAUCCUUGAACGACAAGGUCUUAGCCACCGCAUCUGGCGGCGAAAACCGCGGGCCAUUCCUUGCGCUAGAUGCUGCAACACAGGCGGAAGCGAUUGCGACAGCAGGAGGGGCGGCGGCGUCGCCUGCUGACGUGUCAAUAAAGGACGGGGUCACGGGAGUCACGGACACCCUACUGGCAGCUGACGGGUCCCGUUUUUUACGGUUAUCUUCCGCCUUUUCCGCGUCUUCUAGUGGCGACGGCGCUUCUGGAAGUAGCAAUAGCAGUAGCGCGUAUGGCGGACCAGGCGUGGCGCAAGCGCUGUGCGCGCUUAAGCCCGCGGCGCCGACCAGCAAUGUCUCGCAGGAGGCGCAGCAUCAGCAGGCCCCGCGCCAGCUGUCCCUCUCGUUCUUUGCGCGCGCCAGCCUGUGCACGGAGGGGGAAGGGCGUGCGGAAGGGGCCGCGGAAGGGGCCGCGGAAGGGGAGGCGGAGCGGCUGUUGAAGGUGCUGCUGCUGGCAGUUCCGCUCAACGCUUCCGCCGCCGCCGCGGCAGGGGGAGGGGGAGCAGCAGGCGGAGAAGCAGCAGCUGCGGGAGGGGCGGAGGAAGGAGGAGCGGGGGCGCAGGUGGCCUGUGGUGGGUCACAGCAGCCUCGAACCCUUGGGUUGAUUCGGGCUGCAGGAGCGGGGGAAACAGAAGCAGAAGCAGCAGCGCCGGCAGUGCAAGCAGCUGGGGGGAUGGCAGUAGGGGGUGCGGUGUCUGUAUCCCCGAAUGUGGCAGUGGCAGCAAAGGGUGUGGGGGAAAGACCUUUAUCCCAGACAGCACCAGCAGCGGAGGGUGUGGGGGAGAGACCGGCACAAGCAGCAGAGGGGGAUGCGGGGUCUGUUUCCUCGAGUGAGGCAGUAGCAGCAGUGCAAGCAAGUGGUGGGAUGGCAUUAAGUGGUGCUGGUCCUUCAUCCCAUACUGCUGCACCAGCAGCGGAGAGCGUGGGGGAGAGACCAGCACAAGCAGCAGAGGGGGGUGCGGGCGCUGUUACCCCAAGUGAGGCAGUAGCAGCGGUGCAAGCAAGUGGUGGGAUGGCAUUAAGUGGUGCUGGUCCUUCAUCCCAUACUGCUGCACCAGCAGCAGAGGGUGUGAGGGAAAGACCGCCAUUAGCAGCAGCAGCAUCCGGUGUUGCUGGGAAUGCGGGAGGAGCAGGAGGGGCAGGAGGAGUAGGAGGAGCAGGAGUGGCGGAGUCGGCAAGUCCAAGGAGAGUGGGAGUGGCAUCGGAGGCAGGCAGCAUGGCCGUUGACCUUGUGUCUGUCAUGUCCACCCGCAGUGAGUCUCAGAGAGAGAAGGCCAACCCCUCACCCCUCAAGUCCUUCACCCACUGGCCGCUCUCCAGCUCCCACCCGCUCCUCACAGCCGGCUCAACACGCCGCAACCGCUCCUCCCUCUCCCUCACCACGCUCUCCGACCUCAACGCUGCCGCCCUCGCGCUGCACCCCACCCCCUUCGCCCUGCUCGCCCCCGCCACGCCCUCCUCCCCCUGCCGCCCCUUCUCCUUCUCCACCUCCUUCUCCUUCCGCAUCUCCUCCCCCAACGCCGCCGGGCUGGGCGGCGAGGGCUUAGCGUUUGUGAUGCUGCCGUCUCCUACCCUUGGCUUGCCGGGGCCCUCCCUGGGCUACGGCCGCCUGCUGCUGCCCCCGGGGAGUACGACUGGUGCUGAUAAUGCCAGUGGCGUGUCAUCUCAGCACAGGAGCCUAGCAGUGGAGUUUGACACGGCCUCUUCCCCCGAGUUCUUCGACCGGCCCGACCACCACGUGGGGGUGAACCUGCACGGCAGCAUGCUCUCUCUCGCCUCUGCCCCCGUGCACCCCCUCGGCAUUCCCGCCCUCAACGCCGGCCAGACCCUCCUCGCCACCAUCCACUACAACGCCUCCUCCUCCCACCUCACCGUCUGGCUCUCCCCUGGCUCCUCCUCUUCUGCUUCUUCCUCCUCCCGCUCUUCCGCCUCUCCCACCUCUUCCUCUCGCACCUCUUCCUCUCGCUCCCUUGGUUUUCCUCGCUUUCUUCGCUUCCCGCGCCCUUCCCGCUCUUCCUCCUUUUCCUCCUCCUCAGCCUCCUCCCACUCCGCUCCCCCUCUCCCGUGCUCGGCCGUGCUGACCACAUUCCUGGACACCUGCGAGUGGCUGGGGGGGAACGACCCGGAGGCAGCAGCGCCCCACCCGCUGCUGUUUGUGGGAUUCACAGCGGCCACGGGCAAGGGGGCGGAGCAGGCUCAGGCACACGAGGUGCUGGGGUGGACCUUCCAAGUGGGGGAGGCAGCGGAGGAUCCGCUUCCGUUUUGGGCGGCAGACUCGUUCUCCUUCCCCUACAUCACGCCAGCCACUCCCCUGCUGACACGUGGCAGCACACGAAGGCGUUUCUUUGCCGCCGAUCUCUCCGUCGCUGCUGACGUGGCAUCAUCCACCGGCACCGGCCAAUCAGAUGAGCCCGCCCCUGGAGCCCUCUUCUUCCCUCGCCCGCUGCUCUCCCUCCCCCCCCUGGCCGCCUGCCCUCCCCCGUCGCCCUCUCCUCCUGGACCUUCCGAUUCACAGGUAGAGGGGGGAGGGGAGGGGUUGACAAGGGGGGGGAAGGGAAGGGGGGAGAAGGGAAUGGGGGAGAAGGGAAUGGGGGAGAAGGGCAUGGGGGAAAAGGGAAUGGGGGAAAAGGGUAUGGGGGAAAAGCGUAUGGAGGAAAAGGGUAUGGGGGAAAAGGGUAAGGGGGAAAAGGGUAUGGGGGAGAAGGGAAGGGGGGAGAGAGGAGAGGGGAAUGGGUUGAAGGGGGGAAACGCAGACACCGACCCCUGCAAGGGUUCUCCAGUGCUCCCCUGUGGCACUGGCGUGUGCACCAAGGCACCUGCCCCGUGGGACCCGUCUGUCCUCGUGCCCUCCUGCAAGUGCCCCUUCAAUCUCCCCUCCUUCGAACCCACCCACCUCGCCGGCCUGCCCUCCUGCUUCCCUGAGACCUUCACGUGUCGCCAGCUCCCCGCCAACCCAUGUGCCCCGGGGGUGUGCAUCGAUGAAAUGGAUGGCACCUACUCUUGCCUCUGCCCCGCGCCCUUCUUCUCCUUCUACUUCUUCCCCAAAGGCACUGCCCGCUGCCACCUCUUGCCAAUUUUCCUGUCACCCUAUGGACUCACAUGCCCACUCAUCCUCAGUGCUUACGGGCUCACAGAGACCGAAUUCUUUCUCCAAAACAAGGGGUUUAAAUGCCGAGCGCCCAUCCCUGUAAACACAAUAGUCAACGUCACCAGCCGGGCGUUCUCGCCAUGCACUGCCAUGUACUCUGCUAGUUAUGGUGACACGUGUGACUCACUCAAUGCCCUCUUCUCCACGCAGAUACAGCCACUCAACCCCGCCCUCAGCUGCUCUGACGGGCCCAGGCCCGGCCAGCUCCUCUGUGUAGACUUCAACCAAACGUGGCUAGAAUUGGGAAAAACCCACCUGGAAUGCAACCACUAUGCGCAAAUCACCCCAACCGCAACCACAACCCCAUCCCCACCCACCCCCGCUGGGAUUCAACCACCCAAGUCUAAGAGCCAAGGGGCGGCAAUGACUGAGCCAAUCCUUCAACCACCCCCUCUUGUAGCCAACUACGCGAGCCAAGGCAUGCUCGUCACUGAGCGGGGCCCUCAACCACCUCCCCUCCUAGCCAACUAUACAAGCCAAGGCGUGUUAGUGACUGUGCUGCAGGGCCCGCAGAGCUGCCAGCAGCUGUGGCGGGCGUUUGCCAUCUCCUCCCCCACGCGCUUCUUCCAGAUGAAUCCCGGCGUCUCCUGCGACUCGCUGCUUCCACACAGCCCCCUGCAGGGCAACAUGAUGAGCAAGGGUCAUGCUCCUGCCACACAGCCCCCUGCAGGGCAACAUGAUGAGUCGGGGGAGCUGGGCCAGGAUGUUUUUGAGAAUUCUUGA
This is a messenger RNA of Closterium sp. Naga37s-1, 4152 nucleotides long. The record is from the annotation of a GenBank genome assembly. NCBI's taxonomy places the organism in Eukaryota, Viridiplantae, Streptophyta, Zygnematophyceae, Desmidiales, Closteriaceae.